Messenger RNA from Sphaeramia orbicularis (orbiculate cardinalfish), 1509 nucleotides. RefSeq names its product cytochrome P450 2J2-like. The record is from RefSeq and is a predicted model, not a curated record. The coding region runs from base 1 to 1509 and encodes 502 amino acids. NCBI's taxonomy places the organism in Eukaryota, Metazoa, Chordata, Actinopteri, Kurtiformes, Apogonidae. Gene Ontology annotation, biological process: xenobiotic metabolic process. The transcript has 9 exons. Gene Ontology annotation, cellular component: intracellular membrane-bounded organelle; cytoplasm. Gene Ontology annotation, molecular function: heme binding; oxidoreductase activity, acting on paired donors, with incorporation or reduction of molecular oxygen, reduced flavin or flavoprotein as one donor, and incorporation of one atom of oxygen; iron ion binding.
AUGGAUUUGAUCUUCUCAUUGAUUAGAUCCUAUGUCUACUGGGACAUCAAAAGUUUACUGGUCUUUUUUGUAGUUUUUAUUCUCACUGCAGAUUAUGUUAAGAACAAGCGGCCGGUCAACUUUCCCCCAGGACCCAGGAUGUUUCCGAUUGUGGGCAACAUAUUUUCUGUGGAUCGCAAAAAAAUGCAUGAAAGUAUUACUGAGCUAGCACAGACGUAUGGAGAUGUAUACAGCCUGCGAAUUGGUCAGAGGUGGAUGGUGGUAAUAAAUGGAUUUGAGGUCCUGAAAGAAGCUCUAAUAACACAGGGAGACAGUUUUGCGGACCGUCCAGACCUUCCUCUGCAGGUGGACAUGUUCCAACAGCUAGGUGUAGCUUUCAGCAAUGGGAACUUAUGGAAACAGCAGAGACGUUUUACACUUUCUACCCUCAAAUAUUUUGGAUUUGGCAAGAGGUCGCUGGAACCUGUAAUUUUGGAGGAAUUCACACAUAUCACAAAAGUCAUUAGGGGCUACAAAGGUAAACCAUUCAAUCCUCACAUUUUCUUGAACAAUAUUGUCUCAAAUAUCAUCUGCUUGUUGGUCUUCGGUCAUCGUUUUGAGUAUGAUGAUGAGAAGUUCAAGAAAAUCACAAAGUUGUUUGAAAAAGGACUUCAACUUGAAGGUUCCAUUUGGACACAGCUUUAUGACUCAUUCCCUAAACUGAUGAGAUGUUUGCCAGGACCACAUCAGACAGCCCUGAACAUCUGGAAAAAUUCAAAGAACUUCAUACAUACAAAAGUUGAAGACCAUAAACAGAACUUGGAUCCCUCAGACCCAAGAGAUUACAUCGACUGUUACCUGAAUGAGAUUCAGAUGACUAAGGGACAAGCUGACUCUACAUUUGAUGAAGACAACCUGGUUGCAUGCGUCUUGGACUUAUUUGUGCCCGGCACUGAGACCACCGCCACCACCCUGCGUUGGGCAUUCCUCUACAUGGCAAAGUACCCCGAGAUCCAGGAAAAGGUUCAGGCUGAGAUAGAUCUGGUAAUUGGUCUGUCCAGACAACCAUCUAUGGAGGAUCGAGUAAACAUGCCCUACACUGAUGCUGUCAUCCAUGAGAUCAUGAGAAUGGCAAACAUAGUUCCCCUGAACCUGCCCCAUGCAACCUCCAGGGAGGUCCAGCUGAGAGGAUAUACAAUCCCAAAGGGUAUGACAGUAAUAACCAACUUGACCUCUGUGUUGUUUGACAAGAAUGAGUGGGAGACGCCCCACACAUUUAACCCAGGACACUUUCUGAAUGAGGAGGGCAAGUUUGUGAAGCGAGCUGCUUUCAUCCCUUUCUCUGCUGGUAAGCGGGUGUGUCUUGGUGAGAAUCUAGCCAGAAUGGAGCUUUUCCUCUUCUUCACCUCCUUCAUGCAGCACUACACGUUUGCCAUGCCUGCGGGGGUGAAACCUGUUCUGGACUACAGCUUUGGACUCAUUUUGCCACCUCUAGAUUAUGAAAUCUGUGCAAUUCCACGUCAAAAAUAG